UUAAAACGGGCUUUGUGAAUUUACAUAUGAUUUUGAGCGUUUUUAUUUUGGAUUUUGUGUGUCGGUGGGGUAGGAAUCUGCAAUGCGGCUCGAUUUGCGAACAUGGCCGCUUGGGGAUCGCUGAGUUAUUUAGGUUAGAAUAGGCACCGCAAGUAGAAAUAAGUACUUUUAAGCCCGUGUAAUGUGAUAUUAGUAAAUAGUGAUUAUCAAAGCCGAAUCAGUUAACAGUUUCCGUCAGGAUGAGUCAAGAAAUCAACGGUGCAAAAGAAGAGAAAGCCUAUUUCUUGUCGGUGCUUUCCACCUUUGAGAGUUACAGAGAGCAGUCUUUGCUGCGAAUCGACCACAAGCAGAAAUGCCUCUGCACGCUUCCUCCAUAUCACAAAAAAUGGCUCACGAAGUACAAGGAAGACUUGGAGGCGUUCAAGGAAUGCAUUGAAAAAAAUUCUAAAUUUAUCCCUAUCGUGCUCCAGCAUGCCCACACGAUUUUUGAUAAUGUCUACAGUAACGACGGCUCCUCGCAUUCUGAAAUUAAAGUCGGGACUCUGGCCGAAGGGCUGGACAAGGUCCAGUCGGUUUUCAAGCAGUUGAUGCGGGAUUGGAGCGCUUUGGGGGCUGCCGAAAGGGCCCAGUGCUACCAACCGAUCAUUGACGAAAUUAUUCUGCAGUUUCCUGAAGACAAGUUUGUCAGGUCAAAUAUCAAUGUUUUGGUGCCCGGGGCCGGGUUAGGUCGACUGGCUUUUGAAAUUGCAACAAGGGGGUUUGCCUGCCAAGGCAAUGAAUUUAAUUUGUUUAUGCUAAUUGUCUCGUACUACGUCCUAAACCAUUGCAAAGAGGUUGAUGAAUACACUAUUUACCCAUGGAUACAUCAGUAUUGUAAUAACUUGAAUGCCAAGCAUCAAAUGACAAGCGUUAGGUUUCCCGAUGUUAAGCCAAUGCCAACUCCUGAGAGUAAAUUUUCAAUGACUGCUGGCGACUUUUUGGAGGUUUACACAGAUCCCGACAUCUGGCAUUGCGUCGCAACUUGUUUUUUUAUUGAUUGUGCUCCAAAUGUUGUCCAAUUCAUUGAGACCAUCUAUCAUAUUUUGAAGCCAGGUGGCGUUUGGAUCAAUUUGGGGCCUUUGUUGUAUCACUAUUCCGAUGUAAAAAAUGAGAAAAGUGUUGAACCGAGCUUUGAAGUUGUGUGUGAAGUCAUCAAAAAUAUAGGUUUCGAAAUGGAAAAGUGCAAAACUGGCGUUAAAACAAAGUACUGCCAGAACCCCAGAUCCAUGCUCCAGUAUGAGUACGAUAGCGUUUACUUUGUUUGUCGGAAACCUAUCAAAAUUACCAACGGUAACAACGGAACUGUGGAUGAGUAAAUUGUUGUAGUUAAAUGACUGAAUUCAAGUACAAUAUUGAUUAACUGGAAAUUAUAUGUAAAUCUACGAUGUUAUUUUUGAAAUGUUUCUAGAUCGGCGUUUAGUUGCAGUGUUGUAAACAUCCCAGAUCUGAUAUAAUUUUUUCGUAGGAACAUCCAGUACAAAUGUUCAACUUUCAAUUGUAUUAAUUCAUUUCUCGUUUAGUUUAUUUUUUCUAUUGAAUCGAAUUUAAGUUUCACUAUGUGUUGUUUAGCAUUUAAUAAAUAAUUGACCCCACUUUCCCUGAAUAAAAGACAUUUGGCGGGAA
Messenger RNA from Tribolium castaneum (red flour beetle), 1662 nucleotides. RefSeq lists its product as uncharacterized. Gene Ontology annotation, molecular function: carnosine N-methyltransferase activity. Gene Ontology annotation, cellular component: cytosol; nucleus. Bases 240 to 1355 code for a protein of 371 amino acids. Gene Ontology annotation, biological process: carnosine metabolic process. The transcript is spliced from 3 exons. The record is from RefSeq and is a predicted model, not a curated record. Lineage: Eukaryota; Metazoa; Arthropoda; Insecta; Coleoptera; Tenebrionidae.